Ramularia collo-cygni is the source of this 2442-nucleotide messenger RNA. RefSeq lists its product as uncharacterized. Lineage: Eukaryota; Fungi; Ascomycota; Dothideomycetes; Mycosphaerellales; Mycosphaerellaceae. The record is from RefSeq and is a predicted model, not a curated record. The transcript has a single exon. Bases 1 to 2442 code for a protein of 813 amino acids.
AUGCGCGAAAGCAAGGCAAAAUGCGAAAUAUUCUUCCCACCUGCAGGAUGUCACGACUUCCCCUGUCCCGACUGUCAUGGCCAAUACGUGCACCCUGAUAUUCAGCGCCUCGGAAAGCAACAGUACGCUGGACAGCUGACAGACGACGAAGCCAAAGCCGAGCUCGAUGAAGUCCUGCAUGGUAUCAAGGAGAUUCGUGAAAGCCUCAAGACGGGCUUGGACCUAUACGGCGAUCUCAUUCUCGCAAAGUGGACCAAGAAGACUGUGGCGAAACGCGUCCUGUCACUCAAAUCAACAACGCUUCUCCGCGAUGUGCCGGAAAAGCUCGAUGCCGCCACUGCUGCAUCGACAGACAAAUUCUUGGCUUUCGAAGGCUACAUUUGGCCCUACGCGAGAUGGCUGAGGAUCAAGUCCUUCUCUGAAGAUCGCAUGCGUCUGCUCACACUGUUGCACCUGAGGACUUCGCUUCCUGCUUCGGAAUUCGCAAUCAUGGAUUCGCGGGAGCUCCGAGUAGUGUUCGCAGCCAAGCCUCGCAAUAUAAAGGUUGAGCUUUUCUACAACAAGCACUGCGUCAGUCUUUUGGGCGAAAAUUACGGGGAUCUGGUCGAGUACGAUUCUGCGCUCUCGCAUUCCUGGGCGAUUGCUGGCUUCCCCAGAGCACUCAUGCUGCUUCGCACUCAGCACAUCAUCAUGAGCUUCCUGGCGGAGAUGAUGCUGGAUCUCAUCCAUGAGAAUGGACUCGAAGGAAACAAGAAAUGGUCGGAAAUGGUCGCAUCGGGCUUCAGGAGAUCCGGCAGUGAGGCUUUGUGGAGCUCCUACACUACGCCAGCCUUUGCACUGCCCAAGCACUUUGAACCAAGAUUACUGCUCGAUAUGGCUCAAAGCAGACUUCGUCUUCUCCUCGACGAGUUUUGGCUCAUGCAGACCGAUGCCGCAUACAUGCAUCUUGUUAUCCGUGUGCGAAAGGCAAGUAUGGCCUUUGACGAGGGUGUCUCACAAGAAGUCCGUUGGACGCAGCUGGCGACCGGUUUCGUGCAAGAGAUGUAUCAGCGUCUCCAAUUUUGGUACAUCAUUGUGCGGGAAUGCCAGGCUGUUUGUCGCGCCUAUGAUGACAACCCUGUGCAGAGAGGUGGUAUCCAGGGCCAUGAGGCGGAGAAGACGAUGUGUGUCAUCAUCGACGAUCUACAAGGUCGAAUGCGCCUGCUGAGCCAUAUGUUGGAUCCGUUGCUACCGACCAUGAGACUAUUGAAAUCGCGCUUCGUGACCUACAGCAAGGGCGAAGAAAACGUCGGCCAUCGCGAGAAGCCUGCAACAGACCCCACUGAUAAUGCAGAGCGCAUGUCCAGAGCGAUCCAGAAGUUUCAGGAGAAUGUGCAAGCGCAGCCUGGGGAAGCCAUCGUGGCCUGGGCGUUUGAUCUGCUCGAGCGAGAAAUCGUUCGCCAGGGUCAGAGCUAUGAUGCCGAUGAGCGACUUUUCGGAUACCUCACCGACAUUGCAACCAUGGACGAGAUGUUGGGAAUGUGCUACCACAACCAACACGGCCACACAAGCCGCAGCAUUCCGACAGACAACACACCCCAGCAGGAGCAGGCAUAUCAAGUCCAGAGAUGGACCAARGGUUCCAUUAAAUGCCGGGAAAAUUGGACGAAGGGCCUAGGACACAUGAUGAAGUCUUUCCACGACUCGCCUUGGCCGAAAGGGCGGAAAGAUGUCGGCUGGUGGGAGAAAGCAAGCCGAUCCCGCGCCAAGCUCGCCAUGUUCUGGCAAUUCUUCCGCGACGAGCUGAAAUUUGGCCAGGAUGCCUCCGAGAUGGAUCCAAAGCGGAGCGCGCUGAAGUUGAUAGUGUUUGACACUGAGCCUGAAUACCUAGCCGAGCUGCAGCGGGAGAAGGAGCUCUGCGAGUCAAAUAGUAGAACUAGCGCGCAGAGAUCUCCUCUCCACCCAGCAGCGGCGAGCCAUAUCCCGCAGACUGUAUGGGGUAGUAGCUCGGAUGAGCAAGGCAUUGUUCGGCACAAGAAGACCAAAGCUAAAGCGCUUCGACAAGCUCCGUUGGAAGUUCAGGACCAAACUGAUGAGAGCAGCACCCCAGCGACAUCGUCAGAAGAUACCGACUCCGCUGAUGACAUGCCGAUUCCAGUCAAACAGGACAGUCUCAGUGUCUUUGGUAAGAUGUAUCCAGUCGAUGGCAUCGCGUCUGGCAGUGUCCGCUGGCAGCAAUUUGCGCAGGCCAUGGUGGAUGCUGGAUGCAUUGCUACGGAGAGCGCUGGUUCUGCUGUCUUGUUCGCAACAGAGAAUGGGAGCAUCUCCGUUCAUAAGAGGCACCCGGACCCGACUGUCGAUCCCAUUAUGCUGCAGGCCAUUGGGAAGAGGGCCAAGAAAUGGCUGGGAUGGCGUGGGGAGCGAUUUGUGCUGAGGGCAAAGGGCGUGUCAAACAAAGAAUGA